AUGGUCAACGAACGAGCACCCCCGCGGCCAGCCGCAGCACUGCAACGCCGCUCGAGCGAUGACGAAGACGACAUCAUCAGCGCUAUGAGGAAUCUCGCCGCCCUGAAGCCCAUCGCGAGACAGGGUCUGGCAUCGCAGAACGGUGACGGCGACGACAACGAUACGGCCUCCUCCUCUUCGGCACGUCAGCAACCCAACCACGGGAGGAUGAUGUCUUCCCUCAAGCAAAAGGCCAACGUCUUCAACCAGAGGUCGUCACGACCGGAACACCACCUCAUGAACGCCAACAGGGUCAGACCGCCCCCCGCACCACCAUCCUACAGGAACCGCAAGGCGCCACCGCUGCCCGUGUUCAGCUCCAACAGCGGCAGCUCCGGAGGCGGGGGCGGUGGUGGGGGGGGGUUUGGUGGCUUCGGAGGUGCCGACGAGGUGUUCUAUACGGAUCCCAACAAGGCGAAUGAGGACUUGAAGAAUCUCCUCGAAGGGAACAUGGACGACGAUGACGAUGACGAGGAGGGGGAGGGGGGGGGGGGGGGGGAGGAGGAAGCACGGAAGGAGGGAGGUGGGGGCGGGACAGAGCAUGCGUCCGAGGACCCAAAGAGCGGUUUCAUCAGGGGACUGGAGGUCAGACUGCUUCCGCACCAGGUCGAGGGUGUGGAGUGGAUGCGCGGACGAGAGCUCGGCCCCGUCAAGAGGGGGAAGGUGCCCAAGGGCGGUAUCCUCGCCGAUGACAUGGGACUGGGAAAGACGCUGCAGACCAUCUCGCUCAUCUUGACGAACCAGAAGCCCGCCAGGGACGCCAGGGACGCCAGGGACACGGGUGACGGGAAGGGCGGCAGCCGGUGGAAGAAGCACUACGAGGGGGUGGACAAGACCACCCUGGUGGUGGCGCCGCUGGCCCUGAUCCGUCAGUGGGAGGCCGAGAUGGACGACAAGGUGGCCAAGGCCCACCGGCUCAAGGUGUGCGUGCACCACGGGCCCGGCCGCACGAAGGACGGCGAGGACCUGGCGCGGUACGACGUGGUGGUGACGACGUACCAGAUCCUGGUGUCCGAGUUCGGGGCGUCGUCGGAAGACGUCAAGGUCGGCUGCUUCGGCGUCAACUGGUGGCGCGUCGUCCUGGAUGAGGCCCACACCAUCAAGAACCGCAACGCAAAGGCCACGAAGGCCUGCUGUGCCCUCCGAUCCGAGUAUCGCUGGUGCCUGUCGGGGACGCCGAUGCAGAACAACCUCGACGAGCUGCAGUCGCUCAUCAAGUUCCUCCGCAUCCGCCCCUACGACGACCUGCGCGAGUGGAAGCAGCAGAUCGACCUGCCGCUCAAGAACGGAAAGGGUCACAUCGCCAUCCGCCGCCUCCACUCGGUCCUGCGCUGCUUCAUGAAGCGCCGCACAAAGGACAUACUCAGGGAGGAGGGAGCCCUGAUCCCCGGCGGUAAACCUACGGCAUCCGGCGACAAGGGGAAGGGUGACGCCGCCGCCGAUGCCGAUGCCGAUGCCGAUACCGAUGCCGAUGCCGGUGGCAAGACCAAGUCGAUGACCACCAGCGGCUUCAAGGUCACCCAGCGCAAAGUCGUCCUCGUCUCCACCGAGCUCACGCCCGCCGAGCGCAAGUUCUACACCAGGCUCGAGGCCCGCGCCGACAGAAGCAUCGAGGCCAUGAUGGGCGGCAAGGUCAACUACGCCGGCGCCCUGACCCUGCUGCUCCGCAUGAGGCAGGCGUGCGACCACCCCAAGCUCGUUGCCGGGAAGCUGGACAAGGAUGCCAUGUCUACCGGUCUCGGCGGUGGCGGCCCAAAGCUACAGGACAAAGAGACGGUCGCCGCCGAUGUCGACUCCAUGGUCGACAUGUUUUCCGGCAUGGGCCUCGCCGCCGUCGCCAAGAGCUGCUCCAUCUGCGGUAGCAAGCUGGCCGGUGAAGAUGUCCGUCUCGCCAGGGACAUGUGCACGGACUGCUCUAAUGACCUGGCCUAUUUUGACGGGAAAGGUUCAGACAAGGACAAGAAGAAGAAGGAGAAGAAGACCAAGACGACGACGACGACGAAGAAGAAGAAGAAGGAGUCCAGGAAGAUGCCAGCAGGAACUGCGAAGCCUCAGGCUCAGCCUCGUCGUCGUCGCAAUCGCAAUGCCGUGGUCGUCGACAGCGACGACGAGGAUGAUGACGAGGGAAGCUGGAUUGUGCCCGAGGACCAGAGGGAUGGAUCGGACCUCGGCAAGGCUGGCGGUCAGUCGGAUGAGGAUGCCGAAGGUGGUGGUCAGUGGCUCAGGCACGAAGACUCGGACGAGGACUCUGACGAGGAGGAAGGGGAUGAGCAGAGCCGUGAUCUGAGCGGGUUUGUCGUCGAUGACGAGACCAAUGACGACGACGACGACGACGACGAUUCGCUCCUGUCGAUCUCCGCCAUCACCAAGCAGAUGGCGUCUCAGACGCUAGAGGACGACAGGUCAUCCCCCAAGAAGGUACCUGACAAGAAGAAGAAGUCUGCCGGAAGGGUAGUAGACUCAUCUGAUGAGCAAGGGGACGAGGACGAGGAGGACGAGGAGGACGAGGAGGAAGACGAUGAGAGCGACGACGCAGAUGAGAGCAGUGACAGCGGAAGCUCGGUGGGCGCCAACUCGAAGAUGCACGCGUCGGCCAAGAUCCGCGAGCUCCUCAGGAUCCUCCGCGGCGAGGCGGCAGAGCACAAGUUCAUCGUCUUCUCGCAGUUCACGUCGAUGCUGGACCUGGUGGAGCCGUUCCUGGAGGACGAGGGACUCGGCUUCACCCGGUACGACGGCAGCAUGCGCAACGACGAGAGGGAGGAGAGCCUGCGCAGCCUGCGCAAGGACGCUCAGACUCGCAUCCUCCUCUGCAGUCUCAAGUGCGGCAGUCUGGGUCUCAAUCUCACUGCGGCCACGAGGGUUGUCAUUCUAGAACCAUUUUGGAAUCCGUUCGUCGAAGAACAGGCCAUCGAUAGAGUCCACCGUCUAACUCAGACAGUAGACGUGGUAAUCUACCGGCUGACGGUGUCCAACUCGAUCGAGGAGCGCAUCCUGGCCCUCCAAGACAAGAAAAGGGAGCUGGCAGAGCAGGCGAUAGAGGGUGGCAUGCGCAAGGGUGCCUUCAAGCUCGGCAUCAACGAGAUCAUCGACCUCUUCAAACCGGGUGCUGCGCAUGUGGGCGGCCCCGAUCCCGUUCCCGUUCCAGAUCCCGUCCCGCAUCAUGCCGUAGAUCAGACGACGUCCCGUCCUGGUGGUAGCGGCGGCAGCAGCAAUACAUCUAGGAGUGGUAGCGGUCUUGUGAGGAAGAAUCAUGGUAUUCAGAGGCAGGAAAGCGAGGUGUUUGGUCGGAGGUGGUGA
Molecule: messenger RNA, 3336 nt
Organism: Geosmithia morbida
Lineage: Eukaryota; Fungi; Ascomycota; Sordariomycetes; Hypocreales; Bionectriaceae
Product: Superfamily II DNA or RNA helicase, SNF2 family
Exons: 2
Coding region: 1-3336 (1111 amino acids)
Cellular component (GO): cytoplasm
Molecular function (GO): ATP binding; ATP-dependent chromatin remodeler activity
Source: RefSeq, a predicted model, not a curated record